This is a messenger RNA of Setaria italica (foxtail millet), 1349 nucleotides long. RefSeq lists its product as uncharacterized. The transcript has 2 exons. The record is from RefSeq and is a predicted model, not a curated record. Lineage: Eukaryota; Viridiplantae; Streptophyta; Magnoliopsida; Poales; Poaceae. The coding region runs from base 72 to 1094 and encodes 340 amino acids.
GCCACAAACAAACACAGCCAGCAGCAGCAGCCGCAGCAGCAGCAAUCAAGAGAGCCAUCCAUCGAUCAAUAAUGGCGCGGUGGUCGGCGCCGACCGCCGCCGCGGUGGCCACCGUGCUGGGCGCGAGCCUUCUGUACAUGGCGCUUGUGGCGUCGGCUCAGCCGCCGCUGCCGGGCAACGUGCAGGUCAUCAGCAUGAACGGCAAGCGCAACAGCAAGUUCACCUGCACCGACACCAGGAAGAACUCAAAACGCCCCGGGUGCACGGCCACCUGCCCCAACCGCUGCCCCAAGAAGUGCCUCGUCCUCUGCCCCACCUGCAAGACCUUCUGCCUGUGCGACUUCUACCCCGGCGUGUCGUGCGGCGACCCGCGCUUCACCGGCGCCGACGGCAACAACUUCUACUUCCACGGCAAGAAGGACCAGGACUUCUGCAUCCUCUCCGACGCCGGCCUCCACAUCAACGCGCACUUCAUCGGCAAGCGCAACCCCGCCAUGAGCCGCGACUUCACCUGGAUCCAGGCGCUGGGCAUCCGCUUCGCGCACCACCACCUCUACGUCGGCGCCGCCCGCACCGUCCGCUGGGACGCCGCCGCCGACCACCUCUCCCUGUCCUUGGACGACGAGGCCGUCCCCCUGCCGGCGUUCACCGGCGCCCGGUGGUCCCCGCCCACCGCCCCCGCGCUCUCCGUCACCAGGACCGCGCAGGCCAACACCGUCGUCGUCGAGCUCAGGGGCGUCUUCCGCAUAAUGGCCAACGUCGUGCCCAUCACCGCCGAGGACUCGCGCGUCCACGGCUACGGCGUCACCGACGACGACAGCCUCGCGCACCUCGACCUCGGCUUCAAGUUCUACGACCUCACCGACGACGUCCACGGCGUGCUCGGACAGACCUACCGCACCGACUACGUCAACAGGCUCAACGUCACCGCCAAGAUGCCCGUCAUGGGAGGCGCCGACAACUUCGUCUCCUCGGGCCUCUUCGAAACCGACUGCGCGGUCGCAAGGUUCGGACGCGGCAGCACCGCCACCGCUUCCGCGGCCGCCGGCGCCGGCAACGGCAUCGCCAUGGUCACGGACGCCAAGUACCUGUAGAUCGAUCUCUAUCGAUCGAGCUACGAAUGAUGAGACGAACGUUUGUUAAUUGUUUAAUCGCCGUAAGGAUAUGGGGUAUGUAUGUGUGUCCCGAUCUAAUUAAUUAAUUGUUGGUGUUGUAUUGGUUAGUAUUCAAAUAUCAACGUAUAUCUAUAUAAAAGAUAAAUAAUUCAGGAGCAUGCAUGCAUCUAAGUGAAGAAUAUGUAUACCCUGAAUCCCUGAUGAAGUGAUGAUGUCUGAUGAGAGCUAGUAAAA